GAACGUACUACGUAGUGGCGCGAAUAAUAAUAAUAAACACAAAAAAUAUGGAAACUACUCAAAUUACUUCAUUGCAAACCCUUAAUAAUUUUCUUUCAGAAAGAGAUAAUAAUGAAAAUGUGUUUUUUAUCUCCGAUAUUCCUGAAGUUUGUAAAGAGUAUCCAUGUGUACUUGGAAUUGAUGAAGCUGGAAGGGGGCCGGUUUUAGGACCUAUGGUUUAUGGUACUGCCUUUUGUCCAAUAAAUGAAUCAACAUUAUUAGUGGACUUGGAAUGCGCUGAUUCUAAAGCACUAACCGAAGAGAAACGAGACAAUAUAUUCGAAAAAUUGUGUAACGCUUCAAACAAAAUAGGAUGGGCGGUAGAAGUAAUAGCACCCAACACAAUUUGCAACAGUAUGUUGAGCCGUUCAAAAUAUUCAUUAAAUCAGGUAUCAAUGGAUGCUGCUAUUGGGUUGAUAAGGGCUGCUGUGAAUUGUGGUGUUAAAAUUGAACAUGUUUAUGUUGACACUGUCGGUCCUCCAGAAAAAUAUCAGGCUUACUUGAAGUCCAUAUUUCCUAAGCUUAAAAUUAAAGUGGCUAAAAAGGCUGAUUCAACUUACCCUAUUGUAUCGGCUGCUAGUAUUUGCGCAAAAGUUACUAGAGAUCAUGCAUUGCAAGUUUGGAAGUUUCAGGAGGGACUUGAAUUAUCACAUAAAGAGUUUGGAAGUGGAUAUCCUGGUGAUCCAUUGACCAAAAAGUUUUUAGUGGAUAACUGUGAUCCAGUGUUUGGUUUUCCUCAAUUGGUAAGAUUUAGUUGGUCCACUGCAAGUAAAGCCCUGGAAAAUACCGCAUAUCACGUAGAAUGGGAGGAUGUAGACGAGGAAACCACGCCACCUGCGAAUACAACAUCAAUAACAUCCUUUUUUCAAAUGACUAAUAAUAAGAGUACCACCAAAACAGAACACAGCUUUUUUACUCAAAGAGGUUUAUCCAGGAAAGUAGAGCUUUAAUUUUUUUUCCUACUGUUUAUUGAUGUAGCAAACUAAGUCACUUUUAUAAUUACAAAUCUUAUACUUUUAAUAUCAAAGGUAAAAGACUUUCCUAUUUUCAAAAAAAUCAUAACUUGUAUUUAUUAUCAAAAUAAUUCUUCAGUAAUUAAUAAAUAAUGUG
Messenger RNA from Brassicogethes aeneus, 1149 nucleotides. The record is from the annotation of a GenBank genome assembly. NCBI's taxonomy places the organism in Eukaryota, Metazoa, Arthropoda, Insecta, Coleoptera, Nitidulidae.